This is a messenger RNA of Aphanomyces invadans, 1502 nucleotides long. RefSeq names its product argininosuccinate lyase. The record is from RefSeq and is a predicted model, not a curated record. The transcript is spliced from 5 exons. The coding region runs from base 14 to 1405 and encodes 463 amino acids. Gene Ontology annotation, cellular component: cytosol. Lineage: Eukaryota; Oomycota; Saprolegniomycetes; Saprolegniales; Verrucalvaceae. Gene Ontology annotation, molecular function: argininosuccinate lyase activity.
CAAUCUUCAACCUAUGGAACACGCAUCGGGCGGCAAGAAACUCUGGGGCGGACGGUUUAGCGGCGAGAUCGACCCUGUCAUGAAUAAGUUCAACGAAAGCUUGAGCGUAGACAAGCGAAUGUGGGCAGCCGACAUCCGAGGAAGCAAGGCGUAUGCGUCGGCGUUACAUGCUGCGGAAGUGAUCUCGACCGAAGAAAAUGCUGCAAUUCAAGGCGGAUUGAACCAAGUGUACCACGAGUGGGAAAACGGAACGUUUGCCACUGUUCCCGGCGACGAAGAUAUCCACACGGCGAACGAACGCCGCCUCACCGAGUUAAUUGGCAGUGCGGGAGGGAAACUUCACACGGGUCGAAGCAGAAAUGACCAAGUCGCAACGGACGUGCGUAUUUACUUGAAGGAUGCUAUCACAGGGCUCUCGCAUCAACUCAAGGAACUCAUUGGUGUUGCCACACAACUUGCCGAAAGCAACAUUGCGUUGCUCAUGCCAGGGUUCACCCAUCUUCAACCAGCGCAACCGAUCCGAUUCGCCCACUGGGUGAUGUCCCACGUCGCUGCAUUGCAGCGAGAUGCUGAGCGCCUUGAGGAUCUGUUCAAGCGCGUCGACGUGUUGCCUUUGGGUAGCGGGGCGUUGGCAGGCAAUUCUUUCGGCAUCGACCGGGCUCUGCUUGCCAAGGAAUUGAACUUUGCUCGCAUUUCACCCAACAGCCUGGAUGCCGUCGGAGACCGCGAUUUUAUCGUCGAAUUCUUGUUUUGGGCUUCCAUGACAAUGCUUCACUUUUCGCAACUGUCGGAAGAUUUGAUCAUCUACAACACGUUGAAAUUUGUCACAAUGGCAGAUGCGUACAGCACUGGGAGCAGCUUGAUGCCGCAAAAGAAGAACCCGGAUGCUCUGGAGCUCCUCCGUGGCAAGUCUGGCGCUGUCAUUGGCCGUCUCAAUGGAGUCAUGAUCACCCUCAAAGGGAUGCCACGAUCGUACAACAAGGAUCUGCAAGAAGACAAGAGCGCGCUGUUUUACGUGAUUGACACGAUGGUUGACUGCAUCCAAAUCGCCGCGGGGGUGCUGGCGACCCUCACCCCCAACGAAGCCAAGAUGCGCGGGUUCUUAGUCACGGAAAUGCUCGCGACCGAUCUGGCCGAGUACUUGGUGCGCCGUGGUGUUCCAUUCCGUGAAACGCACCACGUGGCCGGCGCUGCAGUGCGACUCGCCGAAGAUGCUGGCAAGGCACUGAGCGACUUGACGUUGGCAGAACUGCAGUCGCUGCAUCCCAAGUUUGAACCGGACGUGAUGGCGAUUUGGGACUUCGAAGCCAGCGUCGAGCGCAAGAAUGUGCCUGGGGGCACGAGCGAGUCGGCAGUUCAAGACCACAUUCACGCAGUCAAGGCAUGGAUUGCAAAUUCCGCUUAAGCCAGCACUUUGCGGGUUCCCCAACAAGUCGCUCCGAGACGAACUUCGCAUUGGAGUGUAAUUUGACGACGUUUGAAUCGAUUGACUGUUGCGCCAG